GUACACCUCCCCUAAACCCCGGCUGUUAGUGCUGUGUGUGUGAGUGUGUGCUCCUGAGGUAGCCUCGGCACACAUCUUAUUUAAAAAAAUAAAAAAAAAUAAAAAAAUUAAUAAAAACAAUAAAAACACAAAAAUAUUUCCUUUUUAUUUUUUUAAUAAAAAAAAAUACGGUGAAGCAUUUCCAUCGACUGGUCAAGAAAGUAAAAAAGGAAAAAAUCGCAGAAGAAAAACCCUGGUGACGGAAAGGCCUACCAUUUUUGCAUUUGAUUUUUCAUCUUCUCUUUUGAUUUUACUCCAGUCGUUCAAUUUGAAGACACAACUUGAGAAAGAUUUUUAGUUUGACCAUCUUAUUUUUUCACUACUUUUGUCUAUUAAGAAGUUGAGAAUUACGACGCUAAAGACGCAGCAUUGAUCUACACGUUUAAUUGGGACUCUUAAACAACUUAACGAAUUCCGACGUCGUCGUAUUUUUCAUUUUUAUUUAUUUUUUUUGUUUUUGUUUUCGUGAAUUACCGAGAUGAAUCCCAGCGCUCCGAGUUACCCGAUGGCUUCCCUCUAUGUUGGCGAUCUGCACCCGGAUGUCACCGAGGCCAUGCUGUAUGAGAAAUUCAGUCCAGCAGGGCCUAUCUUGUCGAUCAGGGUGUGCAGGGAUAUGAUUACACGUCGUUCUCUCGGUUACGCCUAUGUCAACUUCCAGCAACCCGCCGAUGCUGAAAGAGCUUUAGACACUAUGAACUUUGAUGUGAUAAAGGGAAAACCAGUUAGAAUUAUGUGGUCCCAGCGUGAUCCCUCCUUGAGAAAGAGUGGAGUUGGUAACAUCUUCAUCAAGAAUCUAGAUAAAUCGAUUGACAACAAGGCUUUAUAUGAUACAUUCUCUGCUUUUGGGAAUAUCCUUUCUUGCAAGGUGGUAUGUGAUGAAAAUGGAUCAAAGGGAUAUGGAUUUGUGCAUUUUGAAACACAGGAAGCAGCUGAAAGAGCAAUUGAGAAGAUGAAUGGGAUGCUUCUUAAUGACCGUAAAGUGUUUGUAGGACGUUUUAAGUCUCGCAAAGAGCGUGAAGCAGAGCUUGGAGCUAGAGCAAAAGAGUUUACAAAUGUUUAUAUUAAAAACUUUGGGGAAGACAUGGAUGAUGAGAAAUUAAAAGAGAUAUUUGGCAAAUAUGGUCCUGCCCUGAGUAUUCGCGUGAUGACUGAUGAUGGUGGAAAAUCUAAAGGUUUUGGUUUUGUCAGCUUCGAGAGGCAUGAAGAUGCCCAAAAGGCAGUUGAUGAAAUGAAUGGCAAAGAGAUCAAUGGAAAACAGAUCUAUGUUGGCCGUGCACAGAAGAAAGUAGAACGCCAGACAGAACUAAAACGUAAAUUUGAGCAAAUGAAACAAGAUAGAAUGACUCGAUAUCAAGGAGUUAAUUUAUAUGUGAAAAAUCUGGAUGACGGGAUUGAUGAUGAGAGGUUACGUAAAGAAUUUUCACCCUUUGGCACCAUCACCAGUGCAAAAGUAAUGAUGGAAGGUGGACGCAGCAAGGGUUUUGGCUUUGUUUGUUUUUCUUCACCUGAAGAAGCCACCAAAGCUGUGACUGAAAUGAAUGGUAGAAUUGUGGCUACCAAACCUUUGUAUGUUGCUUUGGCCCAACGUAAAGAGGAGCGCCAGGCCCAUCUAACCAAUCAGUACAUGCAACGAAUGGCAAGUGUCAGAGCUGUGCCCAAUCCUGUCAUCAACCCAUACCAACCAGCACCACCUUCAGGUUACUUCAUGGCAGCUAUUCCUCAGGCUCAGAAUCGUGCUGCAUACUAUCCAACCAGUCAAAUUGCUCCUUUAAGACCUAGCCCUCGUUGGACAACACAGGGAGUGAGGCCUCAGCAUUUCCAGAACAUACCAAGCACACUCCGCCCAUCUGCUCCAAGACCUCCUGCAUUUGGUCCAAUCAGAACAAAUCCGUCCCAGGUGCCACGGGUCAUGUCCACUCAGCGAGUUGCUGCACAGACGAUGGGCCCCCGCCCUGCCACGGCAGCAGCAACUGCAGCUGCUCCUGGGGUCCGUGGAGUACCACAGUACAAGUAUGCUGCCGGAGUGCGCAAUCCACAACAGCACUUGGGUGCUCAGCCCCAAGUUACCAUGCAGCAGCCUGCUGUACAUGUGCAAGGACAGGAACCUCUGACUGCCUCAAUGUUGGCUGCAGCUCCUCCACAGGAACAGAAGCAAAUGCUGGGUGAGCGUUUGUUCCCUUUGAUCCAAGCUAUGCAUCCCACUCUGGCUGGCAAGAUAACUGGAAUGCUUCUGGAGAUAGACAACUCAGAAUUACUCCACAUGCUUGAAUCACCAGAGUCUCUGCGUUCUAAGGUUGAUGAAGCUGUAGCUGUGCUUCAAGCUCAUCAAGCAAAGGAGGCUGCUCAGAAAGCUGUGACCAAUUCAGCUGGUGUUCAAAGUGUCUAAGUCAAGAGCUGAGGGAAGUUCAACAGACCAACUUGCUUCACUGAAGAAAAAAAAAUUAAACAUUGAAAAAUGCUAAAAUACUCAAAACAUUGCAAAAAAUAAAAUUUAUAAAAAGGAAAGGAACAAAUCAAUGCCGGGUCUAGAAAAGUUCAUUCUAGUCCUAGAUUAAUGUUUUAAAAAAAAAAAAAAAAA
Messenger RNA from Polypterus senegalus (gray bichir), 2617 nucleotides. Its product is annotated as polyadenylate-binding protein 1. The record is from RefSeq and is a predicted model, not a curated record. NCBI's taxonomy places the organism in Eukaryota, Metazoa, Chordata, Cladistia, Polypteriformes, Polypteridae. Gene Ontology annotation, cellular component: ribonucleoprotein complex. The transcript is spliced from 15 exons. Gene Ontology annotation, molecular function: RNA binding. Bases 518 to 2425 code for a protein of 635 amino acids.